Messenger RNA from Vollenhovia emeryi, 2190 nucleotides. Its product is annotated as beta-1,4-N-acetylgalactosaminyltransferase bre-4. NCBI's taxonomy places the organism in Eukaryota, Metazoa, Arthropoda, Insecta, Hymenoptera, Formicidae. Gene Ontology annotation, molecular function: N-acetyl-beta-glucosaminyl-derivative 4-beta-N-acetylgalactosaminyltransferase activity. Gene Ontology annotation, biological process: glycosphingolipid biosynthetic process; carbohydrate metabolic process. The record is from RefSeq and is a predicted model, not a curated record. Bases 195 to 1178 code for a protein of 327 amino acids. The transcript has 3 exons.
GUUUCGCGAGUUCCUCGGGGAAGGAAUGCGCGAGAUUGGCCCGUCCAGCGGCGUCGUCGGUCGGUAGAUAGCCGGCGCGCGAAGAUGCCCGCGCGGACGAAGAACACGGCGCAGAUCUAAAGGACGCGGUCCACUCCCCGCCCGCGAAUCGGCCGGGUUAUGUUUAUCGUGUCGACACCGCAUAGGUUAGCAGGAUGAAGAACCUGGUCAGUGUCUUGAAGAUACUCUUCCUGAAUCACGCGCGCGGGCUGUCCUACACCGUGACGAUGACGCUCCUGCUGUGCUACUGUCUGCACCCGGCGCGGUUCGCCUCCCACUACACCUUCAUCAAGACUGAGAACAUCUACGACGAGAUGGAGAAGUCGUACCCGCCGCGCGACAACUCCUGCGUCAUCACCGUCGGCGGCAGACGGUCCUCCCAGCUGCUGUACCCGGAGGAGCAUCCCCGGGAGGACCCAGUGGCGAUGGCACGCCGCCUUGGAAUCCUGCCAGGCGGCCAGUGGAAGCCCCUCAAUUGCCAUCCCCUCUUCAACGUGGCUAUCAUACUGCCGUACCGUAACCGGCAGAGCCAGCUCGCCGUCUUCAUGAAUUACAUACACCCGUUCCUGCAGUCGCAGAACCUGGACUACCGGAUAUUCGUGAUCGAGCAGAGCCCGAUGCGCGAGUUCAAUCGCGCCAAGCUCUUCAACGUCGGCUACGCCGAGGCCACCAAGAUCAACGAUUUCCACUGCUUCAUUUUCCAGGACAUAGACCUGAUACCGCAGAACCCCGACAAUAUCUACGCGUGCACGAAAAUGCCCAGACACAUGAGCUCCAGUGUAAAUACCUUUCGAUACAAUCUGCCCUACACCGGCCUGUUUGGCGGCGCGAUAGCGCUGACGAGGAAGCAGUUUGAAAGGGUAAAUGGAUUCUCCAAUGUCUUCUACGGCUGGGGCGGAGAAGACGACGACUUCUACAGUCGUUUGCAGUCCAGGGGUUUUCAGAUCACCCGCUUCGGACCUAACGUGGCGCAGUACUAUAUGCUGACGCAUAAGAAGGAGCCUCCCAGUACCACGAGAUUCGCAAAUCUGGAGAGCGGUGCCCGUAGAUACGACACUGACGGUCUUAGCAAUCUAGAAUACAGAGUAUUAAAUCAUCAGUUGCGACCAUUAUACUCUUGGAUUUUAGCUGAUGUAUAAUUUAGAAUCUUUUCAUCGAACAAUUAGCACUUACUGUUUUUUACACUGACGCUAAUUUAUUGUAGCACAUUGUAUAUUUUCUAGAAAAAUUGAAAAGUUUUGUCUUACUCAUGAAGUACAUUAGAAAUUCAACGAACAAAUAUAAUUGUUUUAGCAUGCUGUGAUAGAGCACUAUAAAUCUUGCAAGGAUAUUUUUUUAACGAAACGGAAUACUCCAUUUCUGUAUGUUAAGAGUGUGAACAAUUAGGCUUGCAAUAAGUAUCUCCUAGUAUGUGAAUUUAACAGUGUUUUCUCGAUAGUAUCCUCGACGACGGUGUGACGCCAGUAAUAAUCUAUUAACAGAUUGUACAAAGAUAUAAACAAUAAUACGUAACAACAUAUAUUAUUGAUAAGAGUUAAAGACUGUAAUCAUCAGAUUUACUGACUUUAUUUUACCUCGUCAAAAUAAAAAAAAGGGCAACGCCAUUACACACACAUAAUAUCCAACUAUACUGUCAAGUUUAAUUUUAUAUUUUUGUGAUAUUUACUAUGUAAAUGAUUGCAGCUAUUUAAUGGUACAAAUCUAUUUCACGUACAUGGAAAGUAUAUUAAUGUAUAAUUUGGUUAAUGACACUUACCUCGUAUCCAAAGAGAUUCUGGUCCUUUUAUGUUAUAAGUUAUGAUACAGCGCAGUGUUCUUCUCUCGUACUCGUACUGAUUGUUCCUAGGUACUUUAGAUGUGAAAUGUUUUGUUACAAAAUAAGAUUUGAUGUGGUACUACAUAAAUAUUAAAAUGUGACUGAAUCAAUAAGAUUCUGUAAUAUUGCUCAGUCUAAUGCUUGAUACUAACUUAUUACAUAUCUGAUUUCUUAUAAAUUAUGAAUAAAUAUUGUGUACAAGUAUACAAAUAUUUUGUCUCUUUGUAUCUCUGAAUAUGACGAAAAAUGCUAGUGACAGAACAAUAUUAAUAAUUUAAGUAUGUUAUUAUAAUGAUGAAGCAUUGUAAAAUAAUAAAACUAAGUUUUUAAGUAAA